AUGGAUGAAGAGAUUGAUGCUUUAUUGCAGAAUGACACUUGGAAGGAGUUUGCCAUAAAUGAUUUAGGUGAGUUGUAUUUUUUCUUGGGUAUUCAAGCUCAAAGGAGUUCUGCAAGUGUUUCAUGGUCUCAAGAACAUUAUGUCACUAAUUUGCUGUAUACAACAAUAAUUCGACUUGACAUUGCUUAUGCUGUUAAUAGAGCUUGUCAAGACAUGCAAAAUCCUACUAAUGCAGAUUGGUCAGCUAUCAAAAGGAUAAUAAGAUAUUUACAGGGUACAGUUUCCUAUGGAUUACAGUUUAAAAGAUUACUCUUUCUUCAGUUGCAGGCAUAUUCAGAUGCUGAUUGGGCUGGUGCCAUGACUUACAAGCGCUCAACAAGUGGAAUGAUUUUUCUUGGUCCAAAUCUCAUUUCCUGGUGUUCUAGAAAAGAGAAGACUGUUUCUAUAUCUAGUACAGAGGUAGAAUAUCAUGCAUUAACAGAUGCAACAUAUGAAUUAAUUAGUUUGGGUCCAGUCUUUGCUUAA
This is a messenger RNA of Papaver somniferum (opium poppy), 525 nucleotides long. RefSeq lists its product as uncharacterized. The coding region runs from base 1 to 525 and encodes 174 amino acids. NCBI's taxonomy places the organism in Eukaryota, Viridiplantae, Streptophyta, Magnoliopsida, Ranunculales, Papaveraceae. The transcript is spliced from 3 exons. The record is from RefSeq and is a predicted model, not a curated record.